This is a messenger RNA of Sebastes umbrosus (honeycomb rockfish), 7757 nucleotides long. It is a transcript of the gene unc13a, whose product is annotated as unc-13 homolog A (C. elegans). The transcript is spliced from 45 exons. NCBI's taxonomy places the organism in Eukaryota, Metazoa, Chordata, Actinopteri, Perciformes, Sebastidae. The record is from RefSeq and is a predicted model, not a curated record. Gene Ontology annotation, cellular component: presynaptic membrane; plasma membrane; presynaptic active zone cytoplasmic component. Gene Ontology annotation, biological process: synaptic vesicle maturation; synaptic vesicle priming; presynaptic dense core vesicle exocytosis. Bases 496 to 5994 code for a protein of 1832 amino acids. Gene Ontology annotation, molecular function: phospholipid binding; calmodulin binding; syntaxin-1 binding.
AAUGGCUCUUUUGAUAGUAAAGGUUGCAGACCCCUGGGCUAGAGGGAGAGGCUAAUAAUCAGGUGUUUCUAGUUCUCCACCUCCUCCUCCUCCGUCGCCCUGACGUCACUGCCAGGCUCUCUCCACGCAGCGGCGGUGCUGAAGCUGAACAAAGAUGGCUGUGUGUCGAGGAGCGGAGAGCUGAGAGAGAGAAGUGGAGGGAAAGAGUCUCACAUUUAGACAGACACGCCAAAAAAAAAAAAAAGACAGAAAGGAUUGCGACGCUGGCGUUCACUCUCGAAGUGUGAAGAUUUUUUAUUUUUUUAUUUUUGCCAGGCACCACCAAUCACUGCCAGGCCCUGAGUCUUCUUCCAGCGACGGCAGGCUUCUCCAUCCAUCCAUCCAUCCCCAGAACCAACGAUACAUUCCCAGGCUGUAUAUUGCACUGAUUAAGCUCAAUUAUACGGAAGCUGGAAGUGAAGAAGCUGGACCCUGUACUAAAGGCACAUAUAAGAGAUGUCAUUGCUGUGUGUUGGAGUGAAGAAAGCCAAGCUCGAUGGACCCCAAGAGAAAUUUAACACAUACGUGACCCUGAAGGUGCAGAAUGUUAAGAGCACAACCAUCGCCGUGCGUGGCAGUCAGCCAUGCUGGGAGCAGGACUUCAUGUUUGAAAUAAACCGCCUGGAUCUGGGCCUGACAGUGGAGAUGUGGAAUAAAGGGCUGAUCUGGGACACCAUGGUGGGCACCUUAUGGAUCCCUCUGCGCAACAUACGGCAGUCCAAUGAGGACGGUCCAGGCCAAUGGCUGACCCUGGACUCCAAUGCGAUCAUGGCUGAGAAUGAGAUCUGUGGAACCAAAGACCCGACCUUCCACAGGCUGCUGCUCGACACCCGCUUUGAACUGCCACUAGACAUUCCUGAGGAAGAGGCUAGAUACUGGGCCAAGAAACUUGAACAACUAAACGCCAUGAGAGAUCAAGAUUAUGCCUAUCAAGAAGAACAGGAGCGACCACUCCAUGCACCAACCACACAGUGCUGUAAUUGGAGUCUGUGGGGAGAUCAGCAAAACGAGGAUCCAGACAGCGCCGUGGACGACAGGGACAGCGACUACCGCAGCGAGACCAGUAACAGCAUCCCGCCUCCCUACUACACCACCUCCCAGCCCAACGCCUCCAUGCACCAGUAUCCCAUGAGGCAGCAGCAGUAUAUACACUCCUACAACGACGAAAUCCCUGAGCUGGACUACGAUCAAAGAGCCAUGAGACGCUAUGAUAGUUUAGACUCGGCCACCAACGGGCGCAGCGAUAUCGACUCAGGCUCAGGGUCGAGCCGGCGCACCAGUCGUCAGUAUUCUCUAGACAGUAGGCACUCACUGUCCGAUAGUCCCACAGACAGUCGUUACGCCUCGUCAGGCGAGUUGAGUCGAGGCAGCUCUCAGCUCAGUGAGGAGUUUGUCGCCGAGGACGGCGAGAGCUUGCGAGGUUCGGAGUUCUACGAUGAAAACGACUCCUACCACUCCUGCCACUCCUCCGUCAGCUACGGCAAAGAGGACUCCCCAGUGUGGGAGGGCGAGGGCGAGGACCCCCAAGCCGUCUACAGCGACGAGGGAGGCUACCUCAAAGAUGGAGGGGAAGAGGGGGCCCUGUAUGCCGAAGAGGAGGGUGACAUGUACGGGGAGGAAGGAGAGUACAACUACGAAGAUGAGGAAGAGAUGCCUUUUGAGGAAGACGAAGAUAUGUAUCCACUUGACGGCACACUCAGUGAAGACCAGGAGCCGCCCUACACCCCCACACCCACAAGCACUGCCCCCACCCUCAUGCCCCCCUCUGAUAGUCUGUCCUCCACCAGGCCACCGCUGGAGAAGCAGGCGUCGUUGCAUCAGCAGCGGCCAGCCCAUGAUCAGCUCCAGCCCCCCAGCACAGCUCCCAGUCUACCUCUAGUCACGCAGGACGACACGUUGCCCCCAUUCAGCGCAGAAUCCACCAAGCCUCCCUUCGCACCCACCCAGCCGGCUCUGUCGACCACCACUAUAUCCACCCCCACGACUAUAUCGCAGGUUCCAGCUCCAGAUACCAAGCCCCUGGAGCCUGAACCCAAGUCCGAGGUGCCGCUGGAGGAACCUCCAACUCCCGAGCAGCCUCCAGCGGCAGAGAUCGUCCCUCCAGCUCCUGAAGAGAGAACAGAGGAGCGACCUGUUCCAAGCUUCCCAAAGAGGGAACUCAUGGAACCUGGUCUUGCCAGAGCCAAAGCCAACUGGCUUCGACUUUUCAGUAGAGUACGACUACAGCUGCAAGAGGCCCGAGGAGAAAGUGUUGGCAUCGCCUCUCUGCUUUUAUCAGCAGGGAUGGGUGGCGCUCUGUAUAGCAUUGACAGCAUGCCAGACCUCAGGAAGAGGAAAGCUAUGCCUCUCGUCCGAGAUCUGGCUAUGUCCUUGGUCCAGAACUCCAGGAAGGCAGGCAUCACCUCGGCUCUGACGUCCAGCACCCUGCAUAACGAAGAACUGAAGAGUCAUGUCUACAAGAAGACCCUCCAGGCCCUCAUAUAUCCCAUCUCCUGCACCACCCCACACAAUUUUGAGGUGUGGACCGCCACCACGCCCACUUACUGCUACGAGUGUGAGGGGCUGCUGUGGGGUAUUGCUCGCCAGGGAAUGCGCUGUACCGAGUGUGGAGUCAAAUGCCACGAGAAGUGCCAAGAUCUACUCAAUGCUGACUGCCUGCAAAGAGCAGCAGAGAAGAGCUCCAAACACGGCGCGGAGGACCGAACCCAGAACAUCAUCAUGGUUCUUAAAGACCGCAUGAAGAUCCGCGAGAGGAACAAACCUGAGAUUUUCGAACUCAUUCAGGAGGUGUUCACCGCCCCCAAGACCACCCACGUCACCCACAUGAAGCAGAUCAAACAGAGCGUGCUCGAUGGCACCUCUAAAUGGUCGGCCAAGAUCUGCAUCACAGUGUUGUGCGCCCAGGGUCUACAAGCCAAGGAUAAAACCGGCUCCAGUGAUCCUUAUGUCACCGUCCAGGUGGGGAAGACCAAAAAGAGGACCAAGACCAUCUACGGCAACCUCAACCCUGUCUGGGAGGAGACAUUUAAUUUUGAAUGUCACAACUCCUCAGACCGCAUCAAGGUGCGGGUGUGGGAUGAGGAUGACGACAUCAAGUCUCGCGUAAAGCAGAAGUUCAAGCGGGAAUCGGACGACUUCCUUGGUCAAACUAUCAUCGAGGUCCGCACUCUGAGCGGAGAGAUGGACGUCUGGUACAAUCUGGACAAGCGUACAGACAAGUCAGCCGUGUCUGGAGCAAUCCGCAUGCAUAUUAAUGUAGAGAUCAAAGGAGAGGAGACGGUCGCCCCCUAUCACGUUCAGUACACCUGUUUGCAUGAAAACCUCUUCCACUAUGUGACCGAUAUCCAGAACAAUGGUGUGGUGAAGAUUCCCGAUGCCAAAGGGGAUGACGCGUGGAAGGUCUACUUUGAAGAAACUCCCCAGGAGAUUGUAGAUGAGUUUGCCAUGCGUUAUGGAGUGGAGUCCAUCUACCAGGCCAUGACUCACUUUGCCUGCCUGUCAUCUAAGUACAUGUGCCCAGGUGUGCCUGCAGUGAUGAGCACCCUACUGGCUAACAUCAAUGCCUACUACGCUCACACCACCCAAGCAACAAACAACGUCUCUGCCUCCGACCGCUUUGCUGCUUCUAACUUUGGGAAAGAGCGAUUUGUCAAGCUUCUAGACCAGCUUCACAACUCUCUGAGGAUUGACCUGUCCAUGUACCGGAACAACUUCCCUGCCAGCAGUCCUGAGAGGCUGCAGGACCUCAAGUCCACAGUGGACCUCCUCACCAGUAUCACCUUCUUCAGAAUGAAGGUUCAAGAGCUUCAGUCUCCUCCCAGAGCCAGUCAGGUAGUGAAGGAUUGUGUCAAAGCCUGUCUCAACUCCACCUACGAGUAUAUCUUCAAUAACUGUCAUGAGCUGUACAGCCGCGAGUAUCAGACAGACCCGGCCAAACAGGGUGUUGUGCCUCCGGAGGAGCAGGGACCUUGCAUCAAGAAUCUGGACUUCUGGUCCAAACUCAUCACACUUAUCGUCUCCAUUAUUGAGGAGGACAAGAACUCCUACACUCCCUGCCUAAACCAAUUUCCCCAGGAGCUCAACGUUGGUAAAAUCAGUGCUGAAGUGAUGUGGAACCUGUUUGCUCAGGAUAUGAAGUACGCAAUGGAGGAACAUGAAAAGAAUCGCUUGUGCAAGAGUGCAGAUUAUAUGAACCUGCACUUCAAGGUCAAGUGGCUGUACAACGAGUACUGCAAAGAUCUGCCCUUCUUCAAGAGCAGAGUGCCUGAAUAUCCUGCGUGGUUUGAGCCAUUUGUUAUUCAGUGGCUGGACGAAAACGAGGAAGUGUCUCGGGACUUUCUGCACGGUGCUUUGGAGAGAGACAAAAAAGAUGGGUUCCAGGUCACAUCAGAACAUGCUCUCUUCUCCUGUUCGGUGGUGGACGUGUUUUCCCAGCUCAACCAGAGCUUUGAGAUCAUCAGGAAGCUAGAGUGUCCGGAUCCGCAGAUCGUAGGACACUAUAUGAAGCGAUUUGCUAAGACCAUCAGCAAUGUGCUUCUGUCCUAUGCUGAUAUCAUAUCCAAGUUGUUUGCCAACUAUGUCACCAUGGAGAAAGUGCCCUGCAUCCUGAUCAACAACAUCCAGCAGCUGAGAGUUCAGCUGGAGAAGAUGUUUGAGGCCAUGGGUGGAAAAGAUCUGUGUAUUGAGGCCAGCGACAUCCUGAAAGACCUGCAGAUUAAGCUCAACAAUGUAAUGGAUGAUCUCAGCAGGGUCUUUGCUGUCAGUUUCCAGCCUCACAUAGAGGAGAAUGUGAAGCAGAUGGGAGACAUCUUGGCUCAGGUGAAGGGAACUGCAAAUGUAGGAAAUGCCAGCAGCGUGGCUCAGGAUGCUGACAACGUCCUGCAGCCCAUCAUGGAGUUCCUGGACAGCAACCUGACUUUGUUUGCUAAGAUCUGCGAGAAGACUGUGCUGAAACGUGUGCUGAAGGAGCUGUGGAAGCUGGUUAUGAACACCAUGGAGAAGACCAUCGUUCUGCCGCCACUCACAGACCAAACGAUGAUUGGGAGGCUGAAGAAUGCUUCUCACAGUGAUGGCACUCAGCUCAUCUUUAACGCUGCCAAGGAGCUGGGACAGCUGUCCAAACUGAAGGAGCACAUGGUUCGAGAGGAGGCCAAAGCACUCACCCCUAAGCAGUGCGCUGUGAUAGAGCUGGCCCUGGACACCAUCAAGCAAUAUUUCCAUGCUGGUGGUGUGGGUCUGAAGAAGACUUUCCUGGAGAAGAGUCCUGACCUCCAGUCUCUCCACUACGCCCUGUCCCUCUAUACGCAGGCUACGGACAAACUCAUCAGGACCUUUGUCCAGUCACAGAACUCACAAGUGUUCGGCGGGAAGGGGGUGAGGUUCACCACUAGUGAGGAUGUUUACCCAGAAAAGGGCUCUGGGGUGGACGAUGCUGUGGGAGAGGUGUCCAUCCAUGUGGAGAUUUUCACUCACCCCAACACUGGAGAGCACAAGAUCACAGUAAAAGUGGUGGCUGCCAAUGACCUGAGGUGGCAGACGCAGGGAAUAUUCCGGCCAUUUGUGGAGGUCUAUAUCAUCGGCCCUCACCUCAGCGACAAGAAGCGGAAGUACGCCACCAAGUCGAAGAACAACAGUUGGGCUCCCAAAUACAAUGAAACCUUCAUGUUCCCCCUCAGUAGCGAGGCGGGUCCUGAGUGCUACGAGCUGCAGGUGUGUGUGAAGGACUACUGCUUUGCGCGAGAGGACCGCACCGUGGGCAUGGCCGUCCUGCAGCUGAAGGACUUAGCCUCCAAAGGCAGCGUCGCCUGCUGGCUGCCGCUAGGUAAACGCAUCCACAUGGACGAGACGGGCCUCACCGUCCUGCGUAUCCUCUCCCAACGCAACAACGACGACGUGGCCAAGGAGUUUGUCAAGCUCAAGUCGGACCAGCGCUCUGCAGAGGAGGGCCGCAGCUAAGAGACACUACAGAAUAUAAAACUACCCAUCUGAGGCUCAAUCAGACAUCACCACCUACUGCCCUGGAGCUCUCCUGAGCCACUGCUAGCCACUGCCCUGCUGAUCCAGUGUUGUAAAAAGAACCAGUGUCUUGUUGCAGAUCUUAUCAGCCAUCCUGAUGAACAAUACAUUGAGUUAAAUCAUAGAGGAUACUUCCCUCUGUCCGUAGAGGUGAGUCAUGCACACAUACACACCUCGUUUGACUGGUUAAGGUGAGAAAUAUCUUGUAGCCUUUAAUAUUUUUGGCUUCCUCUCGUCCCUUCCCUGGCCUGCACCCGCUCAGAGAAGGGACGGCAAGUGCCAACAGAUAACCGCUGAAAUAUGCCAAGACCAGCCCUAAGCACAACUGCCCAACUGACCCAUUAACAACAACGACAACGCCUGCAAGGCCUCAAACAUUCCAGAUAUCGGGGCACGGGAACAAAGCACUAUUUAGUUAAGAUAAUUUUAAUAUUUAUUUACUGCUCUCUUCCAAAUUAUAUUUAUAUUUAAAUAAUUCUAUAUGUCAUAAUAUAUGAAAAAUUAUAUACAGGAUUAUUCGAUGGACGUGAGGUCCUUGAAAGAUUGUCCUCGUCUGUCUUUAUGUCCGUCUACCCUGUAACAGAGCACACUGCCUGACACCCUCAAUGCCUUCUGUCUUGUUGACCCUCGUACGGUUAUGUAUGUCUCCUAUAUAGCGACUGUAUAACCUGAUGAAAACACGCCUUCAAGCACUGUGAUUCAUCAGGGUACGUGUGUGAGAAUGUAUAAUGUGCGAGUGCGUUUGUAAGAUGUUCCAAUGUUGACCUCAUGUAGCUGCCCGUGUUGCCUGUUACCUGCAAAUGUAAUCACAGAAAGCCAUCACACAGAGGGGGGUGUUCAUAUUCAGAUUAGAUUUUAGAGGAUUUUCAAAGUGUCUUUAACUCUGGGGGUGGAUGCAUCUUAUAUCUUAAGAUAAUAUUUCCAUUGUUUUUUUUGUUACUGUAAACAUUCCCAACAGCCCUGUACUGGGUGUGUGAAAUAGAGAAAGGAAAACUUGACUGCCACUUCCUUUUCUUAAAAAAAAAACAACAAUUUGCCAAAUCAAAAGCUGCAUGUAAGGAGAUCAUAAAGACCUGAAAUCCUAUUUUUGCAACAUGCUCUGAGGCAAAAAAUCUACGCGGGUCACCAAACAACACACGCUGCACUCCACGGAGAAUCACUAAUGACCAUCCGUGAUCCAGCUGCAGGUGCUGUAACCCUGAUCUCUGAUACCGAGAAGUCAGACCUCUGCUAAGGGCUGCAGAUCCAGACCCACACCAGGUCUGGCGCUGACAUUUAAAAGAGGGCCUACAGCUUAGUAGAGAUAUAGUGUGAAGAUUUAGAAGCACAGGGUCUUUAAUGCACCCAUAAUAACACAUUUCUACUCUGAUCUUUUUUUAUUAUGUUUAUGGAAUGACAGGAAUUACAAAGCUUCAAAUCAUCCUACAGUUUAAAUUUCUUUAUAUAUCUGUGUGAAACUAAAUGUUUUGACUUGACUCUUGACUGUCCAGCAUGUCUCUUAAUUCAACUUCUAUUUUCAUGAAUGCCCUUUUUUAAAAAAAAGAUUGGUUUAUUUAUCUAUAAGAGGUGUGUAUGUUUGUUUGGAAGCUAGAGUCCAAGUUUAAUAACGACAGGGUGUUUUGUUUGUUUUUUCUAUUUCUGCCUCUUUUUAAGUUCCCCCCAAAAGCACUUGAUCGUAAAUGAAUAAUUUAACAGACCCCCUC